This is a messenger RNA of Ascochyta rabiei, 1167 nucleotides long. Its product is annotated as Methylated diphthine methylhydrolase. Gene Ontology annotation, molecular function: protein binding. The coding region runs from base 1 to 1167 and encodes 388 amino acids. Lineage: Eukaryota; Fungi; Ascomycota; Dothideomycetes; Pleosporales; Didymellaceae. The transcript is spliced from 2 exons. The record is from RefSeq and is a predicted model, not a curated record.
AUGGCAUCAAUCGACUCGUUACUGACUCUCACGCUUGAUCUGCCGCCGAGCUGUAUCGAGUUCUGGUCUCGCGACUCGCGGUAUGGUGUUGUUGGUACCUACAACCUCGAAAAAGAAGAUGGACAGGGACUGUCAGAUCCUGCACAGCAUGAGGGGCAGAAGAAGAGCCAGCAGCGUAACGGAAGUUUGAUCUUGAUUCGCGUUACAGGGGAUGUUGUCGAAAUUGUACAGACACUGGCAACGCCGUCUGCUAUUUUAGACGUACACUUCCUCCCACAGGAGGGUGCAGACUCGAUCUUUGGAGUAGCAACAUCGACUGGGUCGAUUGGAAUCUAUCAACUCGACCAAGAGUCUGCCGAUGAUGUGCCCGAGAUCCAGCUCCUCCAGACUAUUCAGUAUUUUCCGGAAAACGAGUUGAUUACCGCAUUUUCAUGGCACCCUGAACAAUCAGCAGUCGGCAUGACAUUAUCGACUGGCAAAGUUUGUCUCGGCAAGGUCGAUUUGGAGAAUCCCUCACAUAUGGACGUCGGCCGCCAUGAGCUCGAAGCGUGGACACUCGCAUUUCUCCCUGACGGAACUGGCAUUUACUCUGGUGGCGACGACAGCGCUCUGAAGUAUAUGGAACUGCCGCGCGACCACCCUGAUAGUAAGGAAGAAAUUGCUGGAGCAAACUAUGCUCCCUCGUGGAUCAUGUCGUGGUCAGACAAGAAGGCUCACAGCGCCGGUGUCACUGCGAUACUUCCUCUUCACUCUGACAGCGCAAGUAGCUGGAUUGUCACAGGCAGCUACGACGAUCACAUCCGUCUGAUCCAUGCGCCUACUGUUGGUCGCCGCCAGGUACACGCUGAGAUGGACCUGGGAGGCGGAGUGUGGCGCCUGAAGGUGCUGGACAAGAAGCUAGCCCCUCAAGCCGCAGCCAACUCUAGCGAAGCAACGCAACCCCCUGAAGAGGUGCUACUCUUGGUUAGCUGUAUGCACGCGGGCCCACGUAUCGUAAAGCUUGUCCGUACCGGCGAAGACUGGAGUUUUGAGGUUCUGGCUAGGUUUGAGGAGCAUAAGAGCAUGAAUUAUGGAAGCGACUCACAAACUGGGCUGAAUGCGAACGGUCAACGGACCUUCAUUUCAACGAGCUUUUAUGAUCGACUGCUAUGCCUGUGGAGGUUUUGA